AGAUUGGGUGCCAAGACAGGUAGAUUAGCUGCUAUUUGACAGCAACAGCUCGCUUGAACUUCUGUGUGUCGACGUACUUUAGUGUGUAAUCAAGAGGCAAGACUUUAACUUCCAGUGUUUGGCUGCAGGACUGAAACACUGUGGAUCCAGCUGAGAUGACCCCGCAAAGGACAACAUUACAAUGGUGAGUAAAUCUGGAGAAUUUUAAUGAACUUAAAGGCUAUCUAUUGUGCUGAUCCAUGCUUUAAUAUAUACACAUAACGAUAAAAUGUUGGAUAUAGCAGCUAAAUUUAGUAACAUGAGAUAUAUGAACGGCAGUGAAAUCUCCUGAUGUGUUUUUUAGGUUUCCUAAAUGUCUCGUUUUGAAUCAUUGCGAAAAUCCCCCUUAAGUUUGAGCCUACCUGGCAAAGAAAUGCUCAUCUGGAUGCUGGAAAGUCAAUUGUAUGUUUGUUUUUUUGGAGUCAACAUUGUAGCUGUUUGUACUCACCACUUUGCAUACCACUCCUGCCUAAACACAGGCCAGAAUGAGCGGGAUUUGCAUCCUAACUGUUUCACCUUUAUAUCAGGUUCUUAGUUUUGAAGACUGGCGCUGGUACUACACGGUGACAGAGUGAUUAAAGAGUCUCUCUGGAAGUGUACUGACCCGGCUUAAUAGCCCUUCAACACUCUUGGUCACGGUGUUUAAGUGUGAGAUGUCAAACGGGUAAAGCUGUUAGUCUUGUUUACAUUUACACACAAUUAGCACGAGGCAAAUGUGAAAUGUCAUUUCAAUUAACGGGUCUGGAUGUAUUCAGGCUUUAGUGAAAUGAGCCAGUCAAGGACAAGUCCAGCACCGUCAAUUUUACACGAGUUUGUCUGAAAUCUACGGAGGCUCAGGAGGUGAAAUGCACACACAAUCUAUGACCACAAAUUUUUUUUUUAAUGGUUCGAAACACACACAAAAAAAUAUUUAUGGGUCAGAAACACAUUUCACAAAAUACCUAAAUUUUAGUGACAUAACUAUGUCAGAAUUUUUUUUAACAGUUGUUGCAAUUUAUCUCAAAGCAAAAUGUAUUGAUUAAACUAAAAACCUUUUAAAAAAAAACUAAAAUAAUAGAACUUCUAUGUUGUUUGCUUUUUUUUUUUGCUCCCAAAAUAUUUUGUUGCAUUUUGUUAUCUGAUUUUUUAACUUAAUGUGCAUCAGUUUUGUAUUUGUUAAAAUAUUCUGUGUUUUCAUUAAUUUUUUUUUAAUUUUUCCAAAUUUUUUGUGUUCCAUUUCAUGAUUUUUAUUUUUUUUUUGCAAUACCUGAACAGUUUUUGUGUUAAUUAUUUAUACAUAUUUGUAAAACAUGGUAUGAAGGUCAUAAAUUGUUAAGUAAUGUCGUGUUUGUGCCUAUUGGUACUUAAAACAAACAACUAAAACAACUGAAAAAAACAUGUUUUGAAAAUCUAAAAAAAAAAAUUUUUAAGUCUCUUUUUCAGUGGGGCUGUCUGUGCUGCUUUUAAGAGACCCUUGACAGUGAUGGAACAAACCUCAGUACUUCUAUCUGAUGCGUGGUUCAAAAAAAGCCACGGUACAUUAAAAAUGAAAGAUUCCUGCUAUAAAACUUGUUUUCUUGUUAGUCUCAGACCUCCAACUGUUAAGCAUUCCUUUCUCUUCCCUUGAAUUUACAUCUUUUAGCUUCUUGUGCAGCUGUUCCUGCAGACUGAUGUUUUCCCAGAGCUUAAAAAUACGCCCAUCCUUCCUUUAAAUAUGAACACACAUCUGCUCCUCACCCUCAGGAGGUCUGGCCUGGUGCUGUGCUGGUUUCUGCUCUGGAUCUCUCUGCAGCCUCACUCUCUCCACUCGGUGUCAGCUGUCAACCUGCGGCGCUUCAUCGGCUGCGCAGUCCGGGAGUUCACUUUCCUGGCCAAGAAGCCUGGCUGCGGGGGGCUGCACAUCACUACCGACGCCUGCUGGGGGCGCUGUGAGACCUGGGAGGUGAGCAUGUUGAAGGCGGCUACUGUACUUUACACACAGAGAUGAGAGAGAGAGAGGAGAGGUGUGUAAAUGUGAUUAGAUUAUACUGAGAGGAGAUGUAAGCAAAGCUGACAACUUUACACAAAAGGAGGGAGUCGGCUGUUUGCAUUAGCUCACAAUCCAAGAGGAGAAGAAGAUCAGAUGCAAAUUCAGCCUCACAGACAGACACGGGAAAUAAAUACUAACCAAAGAGAGAGAGAUGGAGGGAUGGGUGAUCUCUGCGAGGAAGUUUGUGAUGUUUCCCUCUGCGGGGGGGAAGUCAGAGCACAGCCAGUGAGUGAUAGCAGAGAUUUAUCUGGGACUGAAAGAGAGGACGCUGCAGAUGAACAAAUUACAGGGCGCAGAAAGAGGGAAAAAUGUAAAUCAGAUGUCGCAGAAAAGUGCAAUGCAUGUUUAUUAUAAGCAGAAAAAACCUCCAGUUAUGUCACAUGGUAAUGAGAGGCUGUCUGGAGUGUUCAUCUCGGAGGCUUUUAGAGCCGUUUGCAGCAAAAUCGAGUUAAUGUUCUGCAAGAAUGGAAAGCAGCAUGGAAUCCAGAGACUGGAGCGACAGCAGCAGUUUCCUUUAACAAUGCCUCAAGUGCAUAAAAGGACACAAUUAGAUUUCAUAAGUCGCCGAAUACUGAUUAGAAAAACGCUGUGAAAUCUCAAGUUUCAUCUGGUUCAUUGUACUCAGUGACAAGGAGCAUUAGAAAGCUCAUGAUUCUCUCCGCCCUGUAAUUGCACUGUAGCUGGUGUGUGUGUGUGUGUAACUGUACGUGAGUGUGUGUGUUUGAGGCCCAGAGCUUUGUUCGGUGAUACUCAUCUGCUGCCCUCGAGGGGAGGCUCGUCUUUUUGUCUGCUCCGUCUCACAGGUGGGUCGACGGGGGAGUGGAUGUUGGGAUCAAACAUCCGUCUCCGUCUACCAACCAGCUCUAGAUCUCAUCCUCCACUCUCCUCUCAUCAUAUUUCUUGUCUUGUCUGACUGAAAAGAGACAAAAACAUUAACAUAUCUUUAAAAAUAAAGAACACAUAAAUAAGAUAUUAAACCUUACUGGCCCAAAACAACCGCUUCAUUUUUAUUUACUGCGACAGUGGAAGAUAAUUAAACCCCUGAAGCUCCAACAACACAAGCAAAUAGCAGAGGCUUUGCAGAUGUGUCACUAAUCUACAUUUAAACACAGCCUGCUGGAAAAACAGAGGACCAGUGGUAAAAAGGCUGCCAAAAAUCACAAACAGAGCAAAGAAAUUUUGUCUAAUUAGGCGGAUUUGUUCUCAUAUCAGGUACCUGUGACAAAAACAGGAAGCUGUUUAUUCUGCAGCUUCAAAAAAAAAAAAACUAAAUCAAAGAGUUUAGUGAAGUUUUUGAACACAGGUGCAGGAAGAAACAAUGCUUGUUUCUGUUGUUUAUACAUUUGAAGAAGUGGCGUGAGCAUGGAUGCAAUGAGCAUAAUGAGCUUGGUAAAUACCCAACAACAUAUAGAAGGAUACAGUGAAUUUACGUAGGCAAGGCUUACCUCCAAAGAAAAGGUAGAAAUCCGUUUAAAUGACAUUUUUGUGAUUAUUUCCAGAAACCUGUCCUGGACCCGCCCUACAUCGAGUCCUACCAGCGUGUUUGCACCUACAACGAGACCCGUCUGGCCUCUGUGAAACUGCCGAACUGUCAGCCAAACGUGGACCCAACAUACACCUACCCUGUGGCCCUGAGAUGUGACUGUGGCGUGUGUCAGACCAGCACGACUGAAUGUAUAACAUCUGUGUGACACGACCCCCGAAACAAGCAGAAGAUUUACUUUAUGAGCUUUUACUGUUAAUCACUGCUGGAAAAUUCUAUUAUCUUGAUUAUAGUGCAAACAGAAGCCUUUUCACACAGUUACUUCAUGUUUUCUACUGAUGGUCUUCCUUUAUCAACAUGUUGGCAGUUUGUUUGUUAUGAUCUAUAGUUGCAUGAAUAAACAGCAUGAGCUUCUUUCCAGCAGUC
Molecule: messenger RNA, 3956 nt
Organism: Xyrichtys novacula (pearly razorfish)
Lineage: Eukaryota; Metazoa; Chordata; Actinopteri; Labriformes; Labridae
Source: the annotation of a GenBank genome assembly